UGUUUCACAAAAAAAAAAGCUCAAAAAAAAAGCGAAAUCGGUGCAGUCUUGAUCAAGACUAGCCGGAACUUUACGGAGCUAAAAUUAAUUACACUUUCUUGUUUAAUGAAGUCUCCUUAGCCAUUUGCCUUUCAAAAAAAACCUCUGGUGUCAGAUUGGUUAGCAAUUGUAUUUUUUUUAUUAUUUAUGUAGUAGCAGGGAUCAUGGUCCAAGACUUUAUAAAAUUCUACUCCCAAGGUAAAAAAAAAUCUAUUUAUAUUUAUGCUGUAUUUUUAGGCCUUAAUGGCUCAAAAUAUUUUCUAUACUCCCUUAUUAUCGCUUUGUUUAUAUUUAUGUCCUUUUAUAGCUACAUUCUAAUUGUACAUAUGUAUUUAAAAUAUAAAUGUGUGGCGUUUUGA
Molecule: messenger RNA, 398 nt
Organism: Meloidogyne enterolobii
Lineage: Eukaryota; Metazoa; Nematoda; Chromadorea; Rhabditida; Meloidogynidae
Source: the annotation of a GenBank genome assembly